AGCCGCGUCGCUGGCAUCUACGCUCUCAUCGAUGCUCGCCGGUGGCGAUUAUUCUUGCCUGUAGUUUAGCUAUGGCGCUGUGGACCAGUGAGCUCCGGGGCGGCUGGACCCCGGUUCGGCGUCUCGCUCGUUGCUGACUGACCGUCAGUCACCCGGGGCCCGGGGGCCAUGGGGGAGCCCGGUUGUCAGGACUCAGGAGACCCCGCCGCUGUCCGGAGCUGGUGCCUGCGGCGGGUGGGAAUGGAGGCCGAGUGGCUGCCGCUGGAGGACGGGCGCGAAGUGUCCAUAGGACGAGGAUUUGGUGUCACAUACCAACUGGUAUCAAAAAUUUGCCCUCUGAUGAUUUCUCGAAACCACUGUGUUUUGAAGCAGAAUCCUGAGGGCCGCUGGACAAUUAUGGACAACAAGAGUCUGAAUGGUGUUUGGCUGAACAGAGAGCGUCUGGAACCACUAAAGUUUUAUCUCAUCCGUGAGGGAGACCACAUCCAGCUCGGAGUGCCUCUGCAGAAUAAGGAGCACGCAGAGUUCGAAUACGAAGUUAGCGAAGAAGACUGGGAGAGGCUGUUUCCUUGUCUUGCCCUACAGAGUAGACAGAUGGUGGAGAAAAACAAGGGCUGGAGAACUAAAAGGAAAAGCAGCAUGGAGGAGUUAGAGAGCCUUGGCUGUGGGGGCCCCUCAGGCUCAAAAGCCAAGAUGAGUAAAGUGUCUUGUGCACCUGACCAGCCGGGGAGGCCACCGGGGCCUGGUGAAAUGGCCAGUCAGCCCCGUGAGUGUUUGGAUCCGGGGCUGGCUCCUCCUGAGGCAGGCAGGAAGACCAUGAGAGCUCGUACUUACCCUGGGCCUCCAAAAGCCCCGCAGCUUUAUCCCAAGAAGCAGAAAGCCUCAAAGCCUUCUGCGUCUCAGAGCAGCCUGGAGCUGUUUAAGGUGACCAUGUCCAGAAUCAUGAAGCUGAAAAAGCAGCUGCAAGAAAAACAGGUUGCUGUUAUGAAUGUGAAAAACCAAACCCGGGCAGGGAAUGCACGGAGGAUCGUGAGGAUGGAGCGGGAGCUGCAGGAGCUGCAGGCCCAGCUGUGCACAGAGCAGGCCCAGCAGCAGGCGAGAGUGGAGCAGCUCGAAAAGACUUUCCAGGAGGAGGAGAAUCACCUCCAGGGUUUGGAGAAAGAGCAAGUAGAGGACCUGAAGCAGCAGCUGGCCCAGGCUCUGCAGGAGCAUCAGGCCCUCAUGGAGGAGCUAAAUCGCAGCAAGAAGGACUUUGAAACAAUCAUUCAAGCGAAGAACAAAGAACUGGAGCAGACCAAGGAAGAAAAGGAGAAGGUACAGGCCCAGAAGGAGGAGGUUCUGAGCCACAUGAACGACGUGCUGGAGAAUGAGCUGCAGUGCAUCAUCUGCUCAGAGUACUUCAUCGAGGCUGUCACCUUGAACUGCGCCCACAGCUUCUGCUCCUAUUGCAUCAGUGAGUGGAUGAAGCGGAAGGUGGAAUGCCCCAUCUGCCGGAAGGACAUCAAGUCCAAAACCCACUCCCUGGUUCUAGACAACUGCAUUGCUAAGCUGGUGGAUAAUUUGAGCCCAGAAGUGAAGGAGCGAAGAGUGGUCCUCACUAGGGAACGGAAAGGGAUGCCCGAAGAAUCCUCUGCAGCGAUCGUUGCUUGGCCGGAAGGGGCGUCCGUGUUGAAGGGGAGGCCCAAGCAGCACUGUCAGCGGCAGGCUGCUGUGUGCUGUGACAGGGACUUCCUUGGAGAGGGAACCACUGCGGAGAAAAGUCGACAAACGAGAUGUGAUUGAAACCAAAUUGAAAAUGGGCGAACAGAUGACCAAGCUCUGGCCUGCGUCUGGUGGAAGUCCAGGUCACUUCAGACCUAGGCAGUGGCGCAGGGGAUCUGUGUGCAGAUAGCAGCAGGGGAGGACAGCUCCUUAGAGGACAGCUGACCGUGCACGCUGACCACCGCCAGUGGCAGCCGCCUGUUCAGCACGCCUUCCCUUCAGUGUGCCUGCAGCGUGUGGAAGUCAGCCCUCUAGAUGGACUGAAGAACGAGAAGCACACAGAACUUAAGAGUUAAAGGCCAGCCCUGUUCUUGUAACUGUGUGACCUUGAGAAGUCACCAACCUCUCUGGGACUUGGUUUUCCCUCGUCUCUCAUUGAUUACCAAGGGAGGCCUAAAUAUACCCAGUUAGUACUCUAGUGCUUGUACACAAAAGCCACAAUGGUUUCUUUUGGGUACCUUUGUUUGUUUGUUUUUGAGACAGGGUUUUGCUGUGCAGUUCAGGCUGGCCUUGAACUCACAGAAACCGUCCUGGCUCAGCCUCCGGAAGGGUAGGAUUCCAGGCAUACGCUACUACCACGCCUGGGCAGAAUGCUCUGUUUUUAAGACAAACCAAAUAUUCACCCAAACUCCGUUAUUCCUCUGAGUUGCUGAAUGCUGUCUCCCUGGAGAGAUACCCGAUCUUAAACGUCAUCUGUGUUUUGCUCGCUUGGAUAAAAUAUGCGGUAGCUUUUCUGCCUUGCAGCAAGCACUGAACUGGGGCCCAGCUGAGCCUAGGGCUGCAGUCUGUCUCUAAUUAAAGCCUGUCCUCCACUAA
Molecule: messenger RNA, 2577 nt
Organism: Cavia porcellus (domestic guinea pig)
Lineage: Eukaryota; Metazoa; Chordata; Mammalia; Rodentia; Caviidae
Gene: Rnf8
Product: ring finger protein 8
Exons: 9
Coding region: 169-1782 (537 amino acids)
Biological process (GO): protein K48-linked ubiquitination; ubiquitin-dependent protein catabolic process; double-strand break repair
Cellular component (GO): ubiquitin ligase complex; cytosol; nucleus
Molecular function (GO): metal ion binding; ubiquitin protein ligase activity; histone binding
Source: RefSeq, a predicted model, not a curated record